Solenopsis invicta (red fire ant) is the source of this 3774-nucleotide messenger RNA. RefSeq names its product ATP-dependent RNA helicase vasa. The record is from RefSeq and is a predicted model, not a curated record. Gene Ontology annotation, cellular component: P granule; nucleus. NCBI's taxonomy places the organism in Eukaryota, Metazoa, Arthropoda, Insecta, Hymenoptera, Formicidae. Bases 427 to 2781 code for a protein of 784 amino acids. The transcript is spliced from 5 exons. Gene Ontology annotation, molecular function: RNA binding; ATP binding; RNA helicase activity. Gene Ontology annotation, biological process: cell differentiation; gamete generation.
UUAUAUUAAAAACAUUUUCUUUACUUACACACUGCAAACAGUUUUUAAUUAAUUAAGAUUUUGCUCACAUUUUCUAUUGGCACGUAUCCGACUAAUACGAUCCGAGCAGCCAUUCAUGCAGGCAUCCGUUCUGUAACUUUAGGUCAUGUGACCAAUAGAUGAAAGAGCAGUGGCUGCGCUAACCACUGCAUAAACGAAUGCACCCUGUAUGUCGGUGGGAAACUUCGUUUUCAUUACAUGUACAACGUGGCCGCCGAGAGAUUCGCAGUUCGCUACAACGUUACAUACCGGACCGUUCGAUCGGAUUCUUCGUUUGCAUAGAGACACGAUUAAUUCGACACCAAUCGCUAACUUGUAAUCCAGGAGGCAAAAAAAAGACACGAGGCAAUAUUCCGAUCAAGUGUUUUUGGAGACGCACGAGGUAAAAUGGCUGAAAAACAGUGGGAAGUUGUUGACGUAUGGGACUUUUCUCAGGCGCCUCUUCGAGUAAAUAUGACCUUUGGAGAACGCACCCCUUACUAUGGUAAAGAACAUGAGGCACUCUUAUACAAUAACAGUGACAUAGUUUGUAGUGUAGGAGGAUACAAUAAUAGCAAACAAACAAACUAUAAGGAAAAUAAUGACAAUGCUCACGAAGAUUAUGAAAAUAGAUAUAAUGGCAAACAUAAAUUUGGAGGACGCAAUAGACAACAGGAUAGUGAUGGGCCGCAUCAUGGAAACAAUAGAGGAGGUGACAAUGAUCGUAAAUGGCAAAGUAAUUGGCGAAACCAGUAUGAUGGUGAAACUGAAGAUGUCGGCUUUAAUGGACACGACAGACCUAGGAGAGAUAUAGAUGAUAGAGAUGGAAGAAGAGGCAGAAGAGGAGGUGGUGAUGGCAGAAAUAGGGAUAACGAUGAUAAUGAUUUUGAAGAUAGGAAACCUAGAAAAGAUAGAAGUGAUAGAGGUGAAAGCAUUGGCAGAGGAGGUAGAAGAGAUGAUGGUUAUGGCAGGAAUAGAAAGAACAGUGAAAAUAAUAAUUUUGAAAAUAGUGGACAUAAAUGGAACGACGAUGAAUGGAAAGAACUAAAGAAGAACGAAAUUUGUAUCCCACCAGAACAACUAAUUGAUGAAAGUUUCUUAUUUGAGAAUGAAGUAACAAUGGGAAUGAACUUCAAUGAAUAUAACGUUAUCGAAGUAAAAGUGACUGGUGAAGGUGCACCGCAUCCAAUAAAAUCUUUUGACCAAUCCGGCCUCAGAACUGAUCUGUUGCAGAAUAUUAAAAAGUCGGGUUACACAGAGCCUACUCCAGUUCAAAAAUACGCCAUUCCAAUUAUAAUGAGCGGCCGCGACUUAAUGGCUUGUGCACAAACAGACUCGGAUAAAAAUGCGGCAUUCGUACUUCCAAUUCUACACUCGCUGUUGGAGAAUCAAACAGAUUUAGUUAAAACAGGUUCUUCCUGCGAACCACACGCGAUUAUUAUAUCGCCUACACGCAAACUUGCUUUGCAAACUUAUUUACAAUUUAAGAAAUUUUCUUUGAACUCUAUCAUACAUGUCGAGAUGAUUUAUGAAGAAAUGUAUAUUUUGUAUCAAACAAAUGAAGGAUGCAACGGUUGCCACGUUUUAAUCGCAACUCCAGCCAUGCUGUGGUAUUUUAUUAGACAAGGCAAGGUUGUACUUUCUUCCCUGCGCUUUUUUGUACUAGAUGAGCUUGACGAAAUGCUUGAUAUGCGUUUUUUGCCAUAUAUUGAAAAGAUAAUAGAUGAUGAAACAAUGGUAGCUACGGAAGAAAGGCAGAUGCUUAUGUUUUCCGCUACUUUCUCGAACGAAAUACAAAAACUUGCUGAUAGAUUUUUACAAAAUUAUUUAUUCCUCGAGGUUAGGAUUGUCGGAGAUACUUGUGCUGAUGUACAACAGAAUUUUUACCAAAUAUCUGGUAAAUCCAAUAAGUUAGAAUUGCUCAUAGAACUGUUAGGGAAAGAAAAUAAACUUGGUAGUAUACAAUAUACUUUAGUAUUUGUCUCAGAGAAAAUCCAGCCGGACUUCAUUGCCUCUUUCUUGUCGGAAAGAAAUUAUCGUAGCGCACAUAUCGAUGAAGAUAAAUUUCAAAGAAAACGAGAAGAAGCGCUAUUUGAUUUCAAGCAAGGAAAAAUGCCGAUUUUGGUACUAACCACGCUUGCUGCGCGAAGCUUGGAUAUUAAAAAUGUUUCGCAUGUAAUCAACUUCAAUUUGCCACAAACGAUCGACGAAUAUAUUGAUAGAAUUAGACAAACUAGUAGAGUUGGAAAUCGUGGAAAAGUAACUUCAUUUUUCAAUCCAGAAUUUGAUAUACCUCUCGCGGGAGAUUUGAUAAAAAUUUUAAAACAAGCUGGUCAGGCAGUACCUGAUUUGUUGAAAUUUAAUGGUGGUGGAGAAAGCGAAAACUACUUCAUGCCAGGAAAGGGCAGAAAAUUUGGCGGAGAAGAUAUCAGAGCCGUAAAAAUGGCUGAACAACAGAGGGAAAUUUAUUUUCUUAAAAUUGGUGGAGAUGCUUGUGCUGAUGUAGAACAGAACUUCUACGAAGUAUCUGGUCCGACCAAUAAACGAAAAUUGCUCAUAGAACUGUUAAGGAAACAAAAUAAACUUGGUAGUAUACAAGGCACUUUAGUAUUCGUCUCAGCGAAAAUCCAGACGAACUUCAUUGCCUUUCUCUUGUCGGAAAAAAUUAUCGUAGCGCAUAUAUCGAUGAAGAUAGAUUUCAAAGAGAACAAGAAAAAACACUAUCUGAUUUCAAGCAAGGAAAAAUACAGAUUUUGGUAUUAACGACGCUUGCCGCGCUAAGUUUUGAUAUUAAAAAUGUUUUGCACGUAAUCAACUACAAUUUGCCACAAACGAUCAACGAAUAUGUUGAUAGAAUUAGACUAACUAGUAGAGUUGGAAAUCGUGGAAAAGCAACUUCAUUUUUCAAUCCAGAAUUUGACAUAUCUCUCGCGGGAGAUUUGAUAAAAAUUUUAAAACAAGCUGGUCAGGUAGUACCUGAUUGGUUGGAAUCUGGCGGCGGUAAAGAAAGCGGAAACUACUUCAUGUCAGGAAAGGACAGAAGAUUUGACGAGGAAGGUAUCAGAUACGCUGCAUACAAACAUGAACGCGUUGAUCCUGAAUUAUACAUCUCUUACGAUAUAGAGACUAGAAGAGCAAUUGCAGCGGAAUUGUAAAAGUUCUUAUUUUUUUUGCAGGAUGCAUACAAACAUGAACGCGUUGAUUUUGAAUUAUAUGUCUCUUACGGUAAAAGGAUUAGAAGAGCAAUUGCAGAGCAAUUGUAAAUGCUAUUAUUUUUUUUUUACAUUUAAAAAGUAUGACACAUUCUAUUGGUAGUAGUGAUGUACAAAUUAAAGUGUUUUUUUAUGCCGAAUUGAAUCAAAUGUUUCAUUGAAAUUUUUAAUAACAAUUGUUUGGUUCAAUUUUAAUGAUUCAAGUCAUACUCGAAUAGCUAACUAUGUUUCUUUAAUGGAUUAUAUGCAAAAGUAUAUAAGCAAUGAUGACAAUUUGUUUUUGUUUCUUUUUUCUUUAGUUGUCAAUAUAUCGUACUUUUAUAAAAGUUUCUUAUAAUAUGAUAGAAGGAAUGUAUGAUGCAUUUGAACUUAUAUUUCUAUCUCACAAAUAAAGACUCGACAGUUUGAAGAAAUUAAGUUUUAAAGCGUAUGAAGCAUUUUUAAUUACAAUUAUUACAUUGUAUAAAACCAAAAGUUAUGUAGUUACUGAAAAACAAAAUAAUUUGCCCAGUGACAAUAAUUGUGUUUUUCCUCUUAAUUCAAA